Messenger RNA from Anopheles nili, 1066 nucleotides. Its product is annotated as pyridoxine/pyridoxamine 5'-phosphate oxidase-like. The transcript has 3 exons. The coding region runs from base 102 to 827 and encodes 241 amino acids. NCBI's taxonomy places the organism in Eukaryota, Metazoa, Arthropoda, Insecta, Diptera, Culicidae. Gene Ontology annotation, molecular function: FMN binding; pyridoxamine phosphate oxidase activity. Gene Ontology annotation, biological process: pyridoxine biosynthetic process; pyridoxal 5'-phosphate biosynthetic process. The record is from RefSeq and is a predicted model, not a curated record.
UUCAGUCAUAUUUUACGAUAGAAUAAGUAAUAAUUUAAUAAGAGAAACAGACUUGCCAGGCACAGUUCCGUAAGAUUAUCGUUUGUGUUUGUUUUUCAUCUAUGAGAUUAUUGUUCUUGAGGAGAAUGUCUUUCGUCGAUCUUGCGUCACUGAGAAUUAAGUACAAAUCAGAGAAGGAGAUCUUCCUUGAAUCCAGCAUCGAGCGAAAGGAACCAAUAAGCCUAUUUCGCAGCUGGAUGCAGGAUGCGUGCGAGACUCCUGAAAUCAUUGAGCCCAACGCGAUGUGCUUGGCAACAGCAACAAAGGAUGCUGUACCGUCCGCUCGGUUCGUUCUUCUGAAAGACGUCACUGCGGAAGGAUUUACAUUCUUCACCAACUACGAAAGCCGCAAGGCGGACGAGCUGGCUGAGAAUCCUAACGUAGCGCUUGCAUUCUAUUGGCUCCCGCUGCGGCGCUCCGUCCGAAUCGAAGGUGUCGCGGAGCGCAUUUCCCGAGAUGCUUCGGAAACCUAUUUCCAUCAGCGUCCGCGGGCAAGCCAAAUCGGCGCUCUGGCAAGCCCGCAAAGCAAACCAAUCCCCAGCCGGGAGUUUUUGGAUAAGAAAGAGAAGGGCAUCAUCGCGGAACUGGCACCGGACCGCGAAGUCCCGCUGCCCAACUGGGGAGGCUAUCUCGUUCGACCGAAGGCGAUCGAGUUUUGGCAAGGGCAAACAAAUCGUCUGCACGAUCGCAUUCGGUUCCGCAAGGACACCAAACCGGACGAGACCGUCGAUGGAGUGCUGCUUCAUCAGGGCGAAGAGGGCUGGGUGUACGAACGACUGGCACCAUGAGCCCCGGUAUGCGAGUGAUUUGCCGCUGCCGCACCAAGUCUUCCAGUGGAUUCGAACGAGGGCUUUAUCUCUCUAGAUUUAUCGCUUUGUUUCGGAUGGGGUAAAAGAAGAGUGUACCAUUUACGUUGAGUUUCCUGUUUCCUGGGUAGUAAUUAACCGGAAUAUAUUGUAAGGAUUGUGUUCGAUCACCGGAGGAAAUAAAUUUAUUGACAUCUCGUAUCUGUUACAAUAAAAUGUUG